AGGAAGAAGAAGGUGGGCAAACAUGAGCCCAGAGCAGAUAAAGAGUCAGAAGCAGAAAAGGCGAAGGCCAAUGCAGCCGUUUGGGAGGCCAGACUUAAGAUGGCGGAACUGUCUCGAACGCAAUACCGUGAUGCCGCUCGAACUUUGGCACACAAUAAUGAAGAGUUGAGUAAGAACCAGUACCAGAUGGAGAAGGACAUGCUGGAAGUCAUUGGCUUCCUGAAGAAACAGGACCUGAAGAAAGAUGAAAUGAUUGAAGAAUUACAGCAACAACUGUCAGCGGAGAAGAAACAGGCAAAUGAAGAGAGACAAGAACUGAUAGAGGAAUUCAAGAAGCAAAUUGCCAACUUGGAAGAGAAAUGUUCCCAGAAGACUCGGCAAAUUCAGAUAAUUCAGGCAGAGUUCAGGAUGAUGAAGGAAUUUCGCAGACGUAAAGCAGAAAUGGAGAAGGAGCUGGAUGAGAUUAAAGAAAGCCUGCGCCGAGCUAACCAUGAGCAUAAAGAGUCACUGGCAGCAAUGGAGAGGCGCUUCUUCCAGGACAAGCAACGCCUGGAGAAAGAGGCAGAGAAGAAAAUUGUGAUGCUGGCAGAAAAAGCUCAUAAUGAGGCCAUCAUGCAGCUGGAUGAUGCAGGAAGAUCUGUCUUCAGGGAGAAUGUACGCCUGAAAGAGGCUAUUUCUUAUCAUGUGGAUGAAGCACGGAAUUUAAAGAAAGCCACCACACAACUGAAGGAGGAGAAGGAGCAUCUACUGCAGGAGAAGGAAACCAGUGAAAAGUUGGUUCAAGAAAAAGUUCUGCAAGUUUCUCAUAAAAACACACAGAUCCAGGAGUUACAGAAGACUGUGCAAACCCUGGAGCAUGCUGUAGAGAUGAGGAUGGAAACAGAGGACAGAAUGCAAAAGAAGCAUCUUCAGAUACAAGGAGAAAACCAGGCAGGAGGUGCAGAACUGCAGAAGCUCCAAAGGCUCUUGGAGAUCAAGGAUCGAGAAAUGAACCGCAUUAAAAAGCUUGCCCACAAUAUCCUACAGGAGAGAACAGAGGUAGAACACUUCUUUCUGGAAGCUCUGGAGCAGGUGAAACAGGAAAUCAAAUCCAGCCAAAACUAUUAUCAGAAGAUGGCACAGGCAGCCUACAACAGCCGUAUGAUGCAGGCAGCUGCGGGAAUAGAGCACUACCCCAAAAUAAGAACCUUCCAUAACAAGGAACACAGUACCAAUGAUGUCAAUCAAGAUCUCCAAGAGGCUGAGAAAUGGUCUCACAUAGAGAGUGGAAAAGUGGACAUUGCAGAUCUAACCUGGGAGCAGAAGGAGAAGGUCCUGAGACUUUUGUUUGCAAAAAUGAAUGCUUCGGUUCCCCGGUAA
Molecule: messenger RNA, 1359 nt
Organism: Staurois parvus
Lineage: Eukaryota; Metazoa; Chordata; Amphibia; Anura; Ranidae
Source: the annotation of a GenBank genome assembly